CUCCUUGCAACAUGUUCAAAUAUUUCGUUUUCGCCGUCAUCUGCUUGGCCAGUGCUGCAGCUGCUCCGGGCUACUUGGGUGGCUUGCAUGGAGCUCCGGCUCUGGGUCUGGCUGCUGCUCCGGCCAUCUCUUAUGGCCACUCUAUUGCCGCACCUUCGUAUGCCUCGUAUGGCUUGGGUCACAGCUAUGCUGCGCCUGCUCUCUCUCACUAUGGACUCGGGCCCAGGAUUAGCUAUUCGGCUCCAGCUUUGUCGCACGCACCACUCGCCUUGUCGCACGGACCACUCGCCUUGUCGCACGCACCACUUGGUCUGUCUCAUGGUGCCCCACUGGGUCUCGGCUACAAAUCCUAUGCUGCUCCUGCCUUGAGCCUCGGCCAUGGCUGGUAA
Molecule: messenger RNA, 389 nt
Organism: Drosophila grimshawi
Lineage: Eukaryota; Metazoa; Arthropoda; Insecta; Diptera; Drosophilidae
Product: cuticle protein 16.5
Exons: 2
Coding region: 12-389 (125 amino acids)
Source: RefSeq, a predicted model, not a curated record